GAGGAGGAGGAAGGAGAAAAGCUCCGCUCUCGUCUUGUUUCAAAGCUCCUGGAAGGAGAACCGGCUGGAUGUGAGCUCCCCUCCUUCUGGACUCUGUCGGACUCGGACGCGUUGAUUUAACCGAGUUUAACCGAGGCGGACAAGGAGAGAGAAAGACAUAAAAAUCAGCGUUUUUGUGGCGGGAAUGUCGUCCAGCUGAAACUUCAGGAGAUUCUUCCCAGGAUUCGUUUCGCUUUCCUCCCAGCAGGAUGUGAAUCUGGGAAGUUUUCCGGACCACCGGGACUUUAUUUUCUGGAAUAUCGAGAGGAAAAGGAUCCAGAGAAAUCUGCUUCAUGUCAUGAGAGGCUGAAAACUCAACAGGAGAUCGAGGUCAUCAGAGGUCGCUCACUUUGAUCAGGCUCGACUCGUGGACUAAUCUGCCCUUCAGACUGAAGCUGUGAUUAGCCUGAAUUACGAGACCGAUGGAGCGGUGGUGGGCGUGGCGGCUCACCGUGGUUGCGAUGGUGACGGCUCACCUCGGCCCGUGCCGCGGCAGGGACCCGGAGUUUUCGUCCGCCAUGCGGAUCAACAACGUGGUGGCGGACCCCGCCACGGGCCGGCUGUACGUGGGCGCCGUCAACCACCUGUACCAGCUGGACGCCGACCUGGCGCUGGAGUCCAGCUACAUAACUGGGCCCAAACUCGACAACCGGCAAUGCACGCCGCCGAUCAUCGAUACGUCCUGCGCGGACGCCCAGAACACGCCCAACCACAACAAGCUGCUGCUGCUCCACCCGGCCAGGAACCAGCUGGUGGUGUGCGGCAGCCUGUUCAGGGGCCUCUGCUCGCUCAGGAGCCUGGACAACGUGAAGACCGAAGUCUACUUCAACGACAACAAGGGCGAGAAGUCGUACGUGGCCAGCCCCGAUGAGAACGUCUCCGUCGUGGGAGUGAUGUCAUACUACAAGAAAGACAAAGAAAACAUCACCGUUUUCCUGGUUGCUAAAGGCCACAGCGCCUAUGACAGCAUGAAGCUCAUCUCUACCCGCCUCCUGGAGGAAGUGGACGAAUUGGACAUGUUCGAGAACAUCAUCGAGACCGCGGCGGUCCAGUCCAAUCCCUUCAGCCCGAAAUACGCGCACGACUUCCGCUUCAGCUUCAAAAGCGACGGCUACGUCUACUUCCUGUUUUCAAGGAAGCUCGACUCGCAUAACCACAAGAACUUUACGUUCAUCUCCCGGAUGUGUGAGGAGGAUUACCACUACUACUCGUACACGGAGCUGCAGCUCAACUGCAGCGCCAACAAUGAAUUCAGCAAAGUUCUGGCAGCUUUUGUUGGACCAGCAGGCGAAGCUUUGGCUCAGAGUCUGAGCCAGUCCAGUCAGUUCGGACCCAUCUCAGCUCAUGACGAAGUUCUGUUCGCCACCUUCAGCGACGAGGGCGACAACUCAGCCAUGUGUAUGUACCCUUUAAAGUUCAUCAACAAUCAAAUUUAUAAAGUCAUAGAAGCCUGUUACAACCAGGAGGGCCUCAUCAACAACCAGCUUGCAGUUUAUUCGCCUUAUUCUAAUUCCAAUUCCAAGCCUGAGGAGCUGUGCAGCGGAAAGAAAGGCAUGGAGAAAUGUGGAGCCGAGCAUCUGCCCUCGCCGCUGGCCAGUACGGCCGAAUUCGCCUUGAUGGCCGAGCCGUCAUGGAAACAUGUGGGUCAGCUGACUGCUGUGGCGGUUGGCGUGGAGAUGGGCCAUGCUGUGGCGUUCCUGGGAACCCUUGAUGGAGAGGUGCUGAAGCUGCAUCUGUCGGCUCGACCCGAGGUUUACGGCCAGCCGCUGAGCGGCGCCUCAAGGCACAAGGUCAACAAGAACCUGCUGUUCGACUCCAGCCUGCAGCACCUGUACAUCACCACGGAGACGAAGAUCACCAAGGUUCCGGUCCAGACCUGCCAUCUGAUGGCCGACUGCCACUUCUGCGUUCAGAUGAAGGAUCCGUACUGCGGCUGGUGUGUCCUGGAGGGACGGUGCAGCAGGAAGCAGGACUGCAGCAGGUCGGCAGAGACGAACGCCUGGCUCUGGUCUCCCGACGGGAAGUGCGUUGAGAUCGCAGCCUUUGAGCCGCCGAACAUCAGCUGCAAGAAGACGAAGCAGGUGCACAUCAAGGUCCCGUCUCUGCCCCGGCUGAGGGAUGGCGACCAGCUGCACUGCGUCUUCAAUUCGUUAAGAUCCGACGCCGUGGUGCUUAAAGACGAUCCGAGUGUGGUCUGCUCGCUUCCCGACCCUGGAAAAGUCCCGCCCACUCCGGAGCAGCAGGACUUCGUGUCGGUCCCAGUGAAGGUUCUGCUGAACCAAACGAUUGAAGUAACAUCUGGAGAAUAUCAUUUCUACAACUGUGCAGCUACUGUUUGGAAGAACCCCAACACACCGUGCAUUUCCUGUGUGACCAGUCAGUGGGGCUGCCAGUGGAACACCAGGGAUCACACCUGCAGUGAUAAAGACGAAUCUCUGGAAGGUCACAUUGUCAAACCUUCAGAGCUGGGAAAUUGUCCUCAGUUUGAGUCUCCGGAUCCGUUGCUCAUCCCUGUGGGCUAUAAGAUGCCCAUCGUCUUCCAGGGAAGGAACCUGGAGAACUACGAGGGGAAGAGCUUCACCAUCGGCACGGAGCUGAUGGACCAUGAAGAAAACGUGGUGAAGAUCGAAAACUCAAAGUUCAGAUUCGACGGUUACCAGUUUGCUUAUGACGAGCAGCAGGAGGUGAACAUAUCUUUCCAUAUCAAAGUCCAAGACAGGAACACAAAGAUCGACAGCACGCUGACAGUCACGCUGUACAGCUGCUCAGUGGGAAGAGAGGACUGCAGUCUGUGUAAACACGCCGACGACAAGUACAACUGCGAGUGGUGCAAAGAAACCCCGAGCAAAAACAGUAACGAGGAAAUGAAGUGUGUAUUCAAGGAGAUCUGCAAGUCACCCAAACUGGCUCAGUGUCCAGAACCGAAGAUUACUGACAUCAUCCCUCGCUUUGGGCCGCUCAACGGCUCCAUCGCGGUGACCAUCAAAGGCUCCAACAUGGGAAUAAAGAAGGAAGACGUGAAAAAGAUCACGGUGGCCGGAGUGAACUGUAAACACCUGGAGGACAGAUACUCCGUCUCCACCAGUGUGGUGUGUGAGAUCGGACCCAAGCGAACGCCGCCGUCCGACCUCCCGCCUGAGCUGACCGAAAGCGGGCCGGUGACCAUAGAGGUGGAGGGGAACAGAAGCGCAACCUCUAUAAUGAACUUCACCUAUCGGGAUCCUGAUCCGACUUUCAUUGACCCGAUGGCGGGUCCUGCAGCCGGAGGAACGAUUAUCACCAUCACCGGAAAAGAUCUGGACACGGCAACCAAAGGCGACGUCAGCGUCUCCAUCGGCGGCAUCGCCUGUGACGUCUUAUCGUUUGGGACGAACAUCACCUGCAAGACCGGCAGUUACAGCGCCGCAGCGGCUUUCCCGGUUUCCAUGACGGUGUCGGUGAAGUACGGAGGAAACACCAUCAAAAACCUGCCCAAGCCCUUCAUUUACACCGACAACCCAAAGAUCACCAGCUACACUCCCAACACCAGCUUCGUUUGUGGCGGUCGAAAGAUCGUCGUGACGGGAACCGGCUUCAACCUGACCCAGUCGGCCUCCAUGAAGGUUCUGCUCAACACCAACGACGACUCCACCGAGGAGUUCAAGUCAGACUGUAAACGUAUCAACAACUCCGUCCUGGAGUGCCACUCACCAAGCGUCAGCAGCCAUCUUGUCAAGACUCAGCUGCACCUGGACAACGUGAAGGAAGACCUGCUCUUCAAGUACUACCCUGACCCGACCUUCGAGUUCCAGACCUUUAAAGACCUCACAGCGACCAGCCUCAUCAUCGUCACGGGCCAAGGUUUCUCCAAGGCCAUCUCCGUCAGCGAAGCCAAGGCCUCCAUCCAGGACGUACCCUGCAACAUCAAACUCCUGCAGGACGAUAAGUUGAUCCUGGAAGCUCCUUCCUCUCCGCCGACGCCCAAAUCCAAGUCCCAGAGCGCGGAGGCAGCCGACGACAUGCUGGAUCUGGAGGUGCAGUUCGGUAACGGGAAGUGGACCGUCGGGAAAGUUCAGUUCACCAGGAAAGAAAACAUUCCUCUGGCUAUCAUCAUCCCAGCCGUGAUCGUCCCCAUGCUGGUUUUCAUCGUCAUUUCCAUCUACUGCUACAGGAGGAAGAGUCAGCAGGCAGAACGGGAAUACGAGAAGGUGAAACAUCAGCUGGAGAAUCUGGAGGAAAGUGUUCGAGAUCGCUGCAAGAAAGAGUUCACAGAUCUGAUGAUUGAAAUGGAGGACCACACCAGUGACCUCAGCGAAGGUCGAAUCCCUUUCCUGGACUACAAAACGUACACGGACCGAAACUUCUUCCUGCCGUCCAAAGAAGGCGAUAAUGACCCCAUGAUCACUGGAAAAAUACAAAUCCCAGAAUCCCGCAGGGCGACUGUGACUCAGGCACUCAACCAGUUCUCCAACCUGCUGAACAGCAAACCUUUUCUCAUCAACUUUAUUCGCACAUUGGAGAGCCGUCCUGACUUUAACGCCCGGUCUCGGGGAAACUUUGCCUCCCUCCUGACGGUGGCGCUGCACGGGAAACUGGAGUAUUACACGGACAUUAUGAGGACGCUGCUGCUGGAGCUGAUGGAUGAACACGUCCAGAAUAAAAACCCCAAACUGAUGCUCAGGAGGUCAGAGACGGUGGUGGAGAGGAUGCUCUGCAACUGGAUGUCCAUCUGCCUGUAUCAGUUCCUCAGGGAUACGGCCGGGGAGCCGCUGUACAAACUGUACAAAGCCUUGAAGCACCAGGUGGAGAAAGGUCCGGUGGACGCCAGGCUGAAGAAAGCCAAAUACACGCUGAACGACACGGGGCUGCUGGGAGACGACGUCGAGUACGCCGCACUGACUCUGCAGGUGCUGGUUCACGGCGAGGGACCAGACGUGACGCCUGUCAAGGUGCUGAACUGCGACACCAUCACCCAGGUGAAGGAGAAGAUCAUUGAUCAGGUGUACAGGAACCUGCCGUUUUCACAGAGACCAAAAGCAGAAGGCGUCGCGUUGGAGUGGCGCCCCGGCUCUACGGGUCAGAUCCUGUCCGACAUGGACCUGACGUCGCAGACAGAGGGGCGCUGGAAGCGGCUCAACACGCUGGCCCAUUACAACGUUCGGGACAACGCCACGUUGGUUCUGUCCAGAGUUUUGCACACGCAGUCGUUCCACCAGCACCAGGACAGCCACGACGAGAAAAACGCGCUGCUGGAGGACGACAACACGUUCCACCUGGUGCGGCCGACGGACGAGAUCGACGAGGUGAAGUCGAAGCGAGGCAGCAUGAAGGACAAGGCCAUGACCAAAGCCAUCACAGAGAUCUACCUGACCCGGCUGCUCUCCGUCAAGGGAACCUUGCAGCAGUUUGUGGAUAAUUUCUUCCGCAGCGUCCUUUGCACCAGCUCCGCCGUCCCUCCGGCCGUCAAAUACUUCUUUGACUUCUUGGACGAACAGGCGGAGAGACACGACAACGUGGACGAGGAGACGCUGCACAUCUGGAAGACCAACAGCCUGCCGAUGCGGUUCUGGGUGAACAUCCUGAGGAAUCCGCAGUUCAUCCUGGACGUUCACGUGACGGAGGUGGUGGACGCGUCGCUGCACGUCAUCGGCCAGACCUUCAUGGACGCCUGCACCAAGACGGAGCACAAGCUCAGCAGAGAGUCACCUAGCAACAAGCUGCUCUACGCAAAGGAGAUUUCCACAUAUAAGAAGAUGGUUGAUGAUUACUACAGAGGCAUCAGGCAGAUGGUUCCAGUCAGCGACCAGGAUAUGAACACACACCUGGCCGAGGUGUCCCGGCAACACACAGACAAGCUGAACACCCAGGUGGCCUUGCAUCAGCUGUACCAGUACGCCAGCAAGUACUUCGACCUGAUCAUCCAGUCUCUGGACGACGACCCGGCCGCCCAGAACAGGCAGCUGACGCUCCGCCUGCAGCAGGUCGCCGCCGCCCUGGAGAACAAGGUCACUGACCUCUGACCUUUCGAUUCUUUUUCGAUUGUGAGCGUUUGGACUCAUCUGAAUGUCUGGAGAGGAUCUAGCAGAGCCAGAAGAGACGAAUUCCCACUCAGCGCCCAAAAGCAAACAAAGAGAAAAGAAGGAAAUGUUUUGUUUUUUGGGACGUUUUGACCUUCAGCUCCUCCUCUGUUUGGACUGGACGGUACGGAGGCCCGGCGGGUCCAGAUGUUCAAAACAUCGGCGACUCUUUAGUUUUAUGUUUAUGUUUCUGUUUGUAUCCUGAGUUUCUGCUUCUGGGCCGCCAGAAACCAACGGCUGAGUUUCUUUCACGUUCAGGAAGUUAGUCGAAACAAAUCUCUUAAAGACCAAAGUCCAGGAAAUCUGAAAAGUGAAAUGAGUUACUUAUUAUAUCGUUUAAAAAUCAUGCGCCAUAAACAAAUUUAGCUGGUUUAGAAAUAAACUAGAUUCACAUUUGUGAAGAAAAUGUUUAAAAAACUGAAACAUUUGAGUUGUAGUAGCGCUUUUCCACCACUGGGGGUGCUGUUCAUAACUUAUAGUUCCCCUCUGAAUUAUUGCACAACCAACUGAAAGGUACUGAUUAGUUUUUUUUAAAUCUGAUGAAUCUUGACUUUACUAAUCAUUGUCUUCAAUUUAUUUAUUAAUUCAUCCGUUUAUAGUUAAUUUUUAUAUUCCGCAUAAAAUAAUUUCUGUAUUUUUUGCUAAAAAUUUAAAAUACUGACAGCCAGAUUGUGGAAAGCUGAUUGAUUUCAGUAAUUUUCAGUAAAUUAUGAAACACUCAGCCUGCUCUGAUUGGACAGCAGGUCUGAUUAGGCUCCGCCCACCAGACCCGAAUAUCAUCAUGAAACCUGCUUUCAUUUUGCCUCUAAUUGAGAAAAUAUGAAUGAAAAUACACAAAAUGUUAAGAAUCAAACUUGUUAAUCAUUUCAUAAACUCCGAAUGAUUUUUAUAUUAAACAUCGCAUCAAAUCUGUAAACCAUCGCAGCUUUUCUCAAACUGAAGCCACUUUGGUGCCAAAUGUUCUGAAUCCAGGGAACGUUUGAGUCUCAAAGGAUUUUCGGUACUUUUACGAUUAAAAAUGUGAAACUUUAGCGGCCGUGUCGUUGAUGAAACGUCACGUCUAAAACAUUUUGCAGCCUUCAUGGAUGAACAACAUGUCCGCCUCUGUCGACGCUUGCUUUUGUCUGCCUUCUCUUUGCCACCAGCGAGUGCCUUAAAGAGCUGAAGUGGAUCUGAACCAACCCGCCAGAACCGGAUCACAGAACUGAACGUUUCAGAAACACUUGGCACUAACUGAGCAGGCGACAGAAAUUGUGAAACUGUCCCUUUAAAUUCUCGUCCUGACCCGAUUCUGAUCAACUCCAGUUUGUUUCAGGCAGAAACAGAAACUCAAAUGUGAACUUUGCUGCCAAAUGUUCUGAUCGUCGUCGAGGAUCUUUGGGUUUCUGUGUUAGAAUAUGUGGAAGAACUUUAAGGCUCAUAAGUCCGAAUGUUUCUUCGGAUCCAGUGACGGACUUUAAAGCCAGCGUUGCUGUUGGUUCCGGUUGUGAAGCGACGGCAGGAAUGGUUUGGAUGGACCAAGCUUUAGACUUUGAAAUGGACUUGGAUGUUACCAGAACGGUUCUGAAAUAGACUGAAGCCCAAAUCUGUUACUCUUCUAUUGAAGUGGGAAAAAUCCAGAUCUAGGAAGUCCAAAUAUCCAAUAAAGUUUGUUUAUACAAAUGA
This is a messenger RNA of Poeciliopsis prolifica (blackstripe livebearer), 7760 nucleotides long. Its product is annotated as plexin-B2-like. The record is from RefSeq and is a predicted model, not a curated record. Gene Ontology annotation, cellular component: semaphorin receptor complex. Gene Ontology annotation, molecular function: semaphorin receptor activity; protein binding. Gene Ontology annotation, biological process: regulation of cell shape; negative regulation of cell adhesion; regulation of GTPase activity. Lineage: Eukaryota; Metazoa; Chordata; Actinopteri; Cyprinodontiformes; Poeciliidae.